Chenopodium quinoa (quinoa) is the source of this 546-nucleotide messenger RNA. RefSeq names its product serine/threonine-protein phosphatase 7 long form homolog. Bases 1 to 546 code for a protein of 181 amino acids. NCBI's taxonomy places the organism in Eukaryota, Viridiplantae, Streptophyta, Magnoliopsida, Caryophyllales, Amaranthaceae. The transcript has 4 exons. The record is from RefSeq and is a predicted model, not a curated record.
AUGCCAGAGGGAGCUGAUGACUUGACAGUUCAGCGCCAUAGCCGUGCUUACAUUCUCACUCUCAUGGGAUCUAUUCUGUUCGCCGACAAGAGUGGCGAUGCUGUCUAUGUCGAGGAUGUCAGCGAGAUUCAAGAUAGAUUGGAGGCCCGCUCAUCCUACUACAGUUGUGGUCGUGGGAGCAUAUUACUAUUUGCCGACCAUAUUAGGAGGCCUCGAGAUCCGCCACAGGAGGACCCUGAGGCUGAGGAUGAGGAUGACAUUUUGGGGACUCAGCAUCAGCGAGGUGUUGACCCUUUGGCGUGCAGGUGGUUACGUGUCCAUCUAUCGUGUGCGCAUACUGCUUCUGGACUACCAUACUACAGAGAUGCGUUUGACCAUCAGCGCGAGGACCAGAUGAUUUGGCAGCCAUAUACUGAGGCGGUGAUGGAUCGACUUCCGGAGAUUUGUCGCUCAGACAUGCACAUUUGGCGUUCACGGGCACCUCUGAUAUGCUUUGACGUCGUUGAGUUCCACCUCCCAGACCGAGUCCUUCGUCAGUUUGGUUAG